CCUUUCUCUAGGUGCUCCCGAGGCAGGGGUGUGAAGCGCUGAUCACCGAGGUAGAAUACGAACAACUCUGAUGCGUUGAAAUAUAACUUGUAAAGCUGGUUUUUGUACCUAGUAGGAGCGCCAGCACGUCAGUCUUGGUCGACUUUAGCAACACAUUGGUCGCUGCUCCUUUUGUAGAUUUUCACCUGUAGUUCCUCUUCAAUAUGUUUCUGGCCAAAAAACUAAUUGGUGGCAUCCUGGAUGUUGUGAGCAAUGUUGACCCCGGUCAAUUCAUGCCAUCAGAGCCUCCCCCACCACGCAGACCUCUGGCCUACGCUAAGCCGAAGGAGAAUGACGAGGAGACACAGUUUCGCAAGGUGUUCCAGCAACUCGCUGGGGAUGACAUGGAGGUGAGCCCCACUGAACUGAUGAACAUCCUCAACAGGAUCAUUGGCAAACGUAGUGACCUGAAGACUGAUGGCUUUAGCAUCGAGUCAUGCAGGAGCAUGGUGGCUGUCAUGGACAGCGACAGCACAGGAAAGCUAGGUUUCCAUGAGUUCAAGUUUUUAUGGAACAACAUCAAGAAAUGGCAGUGCAUCUACAUAUCAAAUGACACGGACCGCUCAGGGCUCAUCUCCUCACAAGAGCUUCCUGCUACCUUCAAAGCUGCAGGCUUCCCUCUCAACGACCAGCUCUUCCAGUUGAUGGUACGCAGGUACAGUGAUGAACAGGGCAACAUGGACUUUGACAACUUCAUUGGGUGCCUGGUCAGACUGGACGCUAUGUGUCGAGCUUUCAAGACUCUGGACAAAGAUGAUGAUGGAAUCAUCAAUGUCAACAUCCAGGAGUGGCUUCAGUUGACCAUGUACUCAUAAAACAUCAGGGAAAGCCUACAAAAAUCCUACAUUCAUCUCUUCAUUUAUCUCUCUCUCUUUCUCUUAUUUUAGAUUUUUAUUUCAUAUGACCAUUGUUAUUAUUGUUUACAGACGUUCAUACGUCAUUUAGUCAUGAAAGUUCAUUCAAUUCAUCACUAGAUGGCAGCAUUGCAGCAACCUAGGAAAGCACAAAUCCAUGUUCUGUCCAAUAGGCCAAACUCAAAUACCUUUCUAUAUUCCCAAAUAUUUUAAAGUUUUGUGUUUUCCUUUUUUCCAGAAAAACACUUGGUCAAACAUUCCAUACUGCUAUGUAAUGUAAUAUAUACAUUCUAGUGCUCAAUAAAGGGGCAAUAUUACCUAA
This is a messenger RNA of Oncorhynchus keta (chum salmon), 1215 nucleotides long. RefSeq names its product calpain small subunit 1-like. The record is from RefSeq and is a predicted model, not a curated record. The transcript has 11 exons. Lineage: Eukaryota; Metazoa; Chordata; Actinopteri; Salmoniformes; Salmonidae. Gene Ontology annotation, molecular function: calcium ion binding. Bases 204 to 854 code for a protein of 216 amino acids.